AGCCCGCCGGCCGGCGAGGACCCCACACAGCCAAGAUGGCGGCGCCCGUGCGGCGCUCCCGCAGCCUGCUCGGGCUGGCGACAGCACUGGGCCCAGGCUUCCGUGCCUACCGGGCGCCUCCGCCCCCGCGCCGCUGGCCUGGGCCCUGGUGGCCAGAUCCGGAUGAUCUGCUGACCCCGCCAUGGCAGCUGGGGCCGCGUCACGCGGCCAAGCAGUUCGCGCGGCACGGCGCAGCCUCCGGGGUGGACCCCGGUUCGCUGUGGCCGUCGCAGGAACAGCUACGCGAGCUGGAGGCCGAGGAGAGCGAGUGGUACCCGAGCCUGGCGGCCAUGCAGGAGUCAUUGCGGGUACAGCAGCUGGCCGAGGAGCAGAAGCGUAAGGCCAGGGAACAGCUCAUUGCAGAGAGCAUGGCCAAGAUGCCACAGAUGAUUGAGAACUGGCGGCGGCAGAAGCAGGAGCGCAAGGAGAAGGAGAAGGCAGACAAGGAGCGGCGAGCCCGGCUGCAGGCUGAAGCCCAGGAGCGCCUGGGCUACCACGUGGACCCACGGAGUGCCCGUUUCCAGGAGCUGCUGCAGGACCUGGAGAAGCAGCAGCGCAAACGCCUCAAGGAGGAAAAACAAAGACAGAGGAAGGAGGCAAGAACUGCUGCAAUGGCUGCCGCUGCAGACCAGGGCCCACCAGCCUCCGCGGCACCCAGCUCCUGAGCUCUUCCUUCUCAAUAAAACCUGCUGCCCAGCAGCCUC
This is a messenger RNA of Pipistrellus kuhlii (Kuhl's pipistrelle), 743 nucleotides long. It is a transcript of the gene GADD45GIP1, whose product is annotated as GADD45G interacting protein 1. Gene Ontology annotation, cellular component: nucleus. The coding region runs from base 36 to 704 and encodes 222 amino acids. NCBI's taxonomy places the organism in Eukaryota, Metazoa, Chordata, Mammalia, Chiroptera, Vespertilionidae. The transcript has 2 exons. The record is from RefSeq and is a predicted model, not a curated record.